ACAGGCAACAAAGGAAGAAAGGAAGAGGCCGAACGCUAGAAAGUGUUAGCCAACCUAGGCUUGAAGAUGUCAACUUAUUGUUUAAUUCUGCUCGGCAAUUUAAAGCUAUAUGUUUAGAGUAGCACAGGGUCCUGCCGUAUAAUCGCUUUGCGCUUUCUUUUUUGCGUGGGAGCCGACUGAAGGGAAGGUGAUGGUAAUGUUUUCGACAGAAAGCGCUAACAAAGCUAGCUGGCUCAGGUACUAAGCCUGUAUAAGUCAAGCUAACAUUAGCCAACAAUCGUCAAGGAGCGAACCUUAAAUGAAGGUGUUGUGCAAGGCGAAUGCGUAAACCUUCGUGCUGUCUUGGCCAUCAGUACAAGCAGAAGUGAUCAGCAUCCAAUGAAAGGUGGUGGAAGUGGAACUUGACCCAGCCAACUGAGUCACCAUUUUCCUGCUCAUCAUGGGUUUAAUGGCUCCACUGUGUGCAUGACUUGUUUCAUGUGGCCUGAUGGGAGGACACGGUGGAUAGUACUUUCAUCAGGAUACCAGGAGGGCCAUCCCAUGCCCUCAUUUUGGAGGGCCUGUCAGAAUGAAGAAGAUAAGCCUUAAGACCAUCCGCAAGUCACUCAGCAUAAAGGGCAAAGAGGAGGGUGACUUUGUCAUGCUCCAGCAGCCCUCAGUGACUGCAGAGUUUUCGAAGGAUGAGUCACUUUUUGGGGGCUGCUACACCAAAGAGCUUUCUGCCUGUGAUAUUGCUAGCGAAGAUGAAAAAGGGGGACAGAACAAGGGCCGCUCAAAGAGUGAGACUCUGAUGGGAUCGCUAAAGAGAAGGCUGUCUACCAAACAGAAGGCGAAAGUGAAAGGCGGCGCCUCGACCAUAGGCUCAGUGGACGAUGAAGACACCUUCUCAUCUAAUUCUGUCCCGAUCAGCUUCAAUGAGGUAAAAGCUCAGAGACCCCUUAGAUCUGCAUCCCUCCGGAGUCACCAUUAUAGCCCUUCUCCGUGGCCUCUGCGGUCUGUCAACUCUGAUGAUGCGUGCAUCAAAAUGGAGGUAAAAGUUAAAGCCAUGGUUCACUCUCCUAGCCCAAGUCCCAACUUAAACGGUGUCCGGAAAGAAUUUCAUGAUUUCCAGAUGGAAGGGCUCCUUCAGGACCAAGCAGAGUCCUUAAAGAAUCUCCAGCAACCGCAAAAUGGUGAGCUGCAUCUAAAUAUUGAUGAAAAUGAUGUGCCUGUGGUGCUGGGGUUGACGCCCCAGGACUACAUCCAGUACACAAUGCCUUUAGAUGAGGGAAUGUAUCCCGAAGGGUCUCACUCUUUCUGCCUGGAAGGUUCCUCUCCUAUGGAGGUGGUGACAGAGGCAGACAAUGGGUCCCUCCACACAGAGCAGGGACAGGAGGAGCAUGAACUGGUGAAUGGGAUGCCUCCAGAUAUAUUCAUGGAGACCUCAGUCAAUAGUAUUCUUAUUGGUUCUGCUGGCAUGAUGCUCCAAAACUCAAGAGUGGAGAUGCCACCUCCCCUUUCUCCACUCCUGCCACCCAUGACUAGUAAUGGACAUAUUCCAAGGACAUUUUCGGGCUUUAGCUCUGCAGACAGCCAGGUAGCUGAGAGAGUAAGACACCACCUCAACUUUGACCCAAAUUCGGCUCCUGGGGUUAGUCGGGUAUACGACUCAGUCCAGAGCAGCGGGCCCAUGGUUGUGACCAGCCUGACAGAGGAGCUGAAGAAGCUUGCUAGGCAGGGCUGGUACUGGGGUCCCAUCACACGCUGGGAGGCAGAGGAAAAGCUGGUCAACCUGGCCGAUGGAUCCUUUCUGGUCAGAGACAGCUCUGAUGACAGAUACCUGCUCAGCCUGAGUUUCAGAUCGCAGAGCAAAACCCUCCACACCCGCAUCGAACACUCCAACGGACGCUUCAGCUUCUACGAGCAGCCCGACGUGGAGGGACACACAUCAAUUGUUGACUUAAUCGAACACUCUAUCAAAGACUCAGAGAAUGGGGCUUUUUGUUAUUCCAGAUCUCGCUUACCAGGAUCUGCAACUUACCCCGUCAGACUAACCAACCCAGUAUCUCGGUUUAUGCAAGUGCGCUCCCUGCAGUACCUUUGCCGCUUUGUCAUUAGGCAAUACACAAGAAUAGACCUUAUCCAAAAACUGCCCUUACCUAACAAGAUGAAAGAUUAUCUGCAGGAGAAGCACUACUGAGGAUAGAGAUGGUAAUUUGCACUUUUGUGUUCAGUUAAGAGAUUUACAAAAGGGGUUUACAGACAACUACAGUUUUGAGAUGAUUGGUUCUGGUGGCUCUUGAUUUGUGUCCGUGUGACCCUGUCACUGUUCGGCCCUUCAUUCCACUGUUCUGGGGUUUUUUGCAGGAGGCUCUACUUCCAGAAAUGUAGGCCAGCACAUAAUCUAUUGCAAAAACACAGCAGAGAUAUACAGCCAAGUAAUCUCAUCCGAAUGCAUCAAGUGCAGAAGCUGAUGUUGGUUACAUCUACAAUAAUCCAGCUUUGCAAGUGUAACCGUUUUUUGUUAGUUUUUUAAAAGAAAUUAUAUUGGCGUUGAGACUGCGGAGUAGGGAAACGAAUAUUCCUCUAAAAUUCUAUCACUUGUUAAAUUCAAUCUGUAGUAGAUAUGAAGGAUGAUUCCAACAUGGAACGGUAUUUUUUAAGGUCUCUGCAGACUGACCAAUUUGGCUCAUCUUUUGCUGUUUUUUUUUUUUUUUCUUUCACUUACAACACUCAGACUGCAAAUGAGAACAUUAUGCAUUUGUACUGUGCUGUUAGUCAAAUAGAAAGGUAGGGCAUCAUCAUAUUUGCAACGACUGACCUAUUAUUCUGAUUAUAAUCUUUCUUUUUGCAAAUUUACAAACCUAACUCCUCAUUCAGAGGAUUAAGUUUCUCCGUGAUGCGUUAACAGACCCUUUAUUGGCGCGUGGCAGCGCUUAUAUGACCAAUACUUAAGUGCUUCUGUCUUAAUAUGGGACCGACUUUACUUUUGGAGCUUGUCACACGGCUUGUUUUCAGCCGUACUGUUAAACAGAUAGGCAUUUAUAAACAUGAUUAUCUGUUGAUGAAAGGUUUACCUUUAGCAUCCAGGAUUUAUGACUGUAUAGCAAAAGAUGUCCACAAUCUGCCAGUCUGCCAGAGCCUUCAAACAGAUCAUUGAGAGACGUAGCUUUAAAUUAUAUGGCUGCAUGCAGCCAUUAUACAUUGUGCAAGCCUAAAGGUACUGAUAAUGCUGGAUUUUAAUGUUGUGCUGUUUGUGGUAACAGCAUAAAGUUUAUGUAUAAACCUUUUUAAAAUAUGCUAAAAGUGAAAAAAAAAAUCUGCUUUGGGAAUGUUACAAAAACUGCACCGCAGCUCAGGCCUAACAAGUUUGUCACUAUGUGUAAUGCUUUUAUCUGCAUGUUAUAAAGGCUUUAAGACUGUCAAUUAAAGGCACUGUAGAACUACACUAAUUGAGAGAAGAUGUCACAGUAAAAGGGGGGGAGAGAUUUUUGGCUGUUAUUAAAGCGCGACACUGAGUAAAAGGCUGUUAAAUGCGCAGUUGCAUUUACCUUGGGCAGUUUAUAUAUAAACAAAAUUGCCCUCAAUUAACUUACGACUGGGGGGGUGCAAAUAAACAAACAAACAAACAAAAAAAAAAACAGGUCUUUAGUCAAUUGACAAUCUGAAUGUAGGGAUGGCUGUUUCUUAGUCUCUUAAUGCCUGCAAUGAGCUGGACACAGAUCAAAAGAAUCCUAAAACUGAGGACGCUUAGGUGAGCGGAUUUCGGAAAGCCAGAGUUGAGUCCUCCUCGCCAUCUCGGAGUGAUGUCAGUGUUUCAGCAUAUGACAAAAGUUCAGUCACAGCUGCAUGUUGUCAUUAGUGUUACAUGGGUUUUCAGGACAUGUAAACAGAGGCGUAGAGUUUUUGUCAUUGCUCAGUCACAUUGUUCUCAGUCUCCACAGAACUGCACUACCCCACGGAUUAUCUCUCUACUGGGCUGUUUCUGCCAGAGUAAAGGGAAGAGCACACAGUAUGCUACGCAAGUGCUUUAUAUGGAUACUUGACAGGGAAUUGUGCUUUCACAUUAUGAAUGAGCAUUUCUUUAUUAUUAUUAUUAUUUUUUUUGACAUCAGUGUCCUUAAAAGUAUUUGGAACAAUGUUGGUAGGUCGUUAGCGCAUAGUUCUAGAUUGUUAGCUGGAAACGGUGGUGUCUGCGGAAGUUACUAUGAAUCUAGCACAGCAGAAAUUAGAUAGGAACUUUGAAUGGUGUUGCAUGUUUAAAAACGUAACCUUUUAAAGCUUUUGAGUUGUAUAGGAAUGAAGGAUUUGGGUCGUGCGUUCGGCUGUGUCGAGAGAUGUUUCUGUCACAAGCAUUGGCUGGAUAUUCUUUGUACAAGAAAUGUAUUUUUCUUUCUUUUGGAAUUCUUGAUUUUUCUUCUUUCUUUGUUUUUUUUGGUUAUUUUGUUUUGUGACAUUUGCCAUCUGGGGGGAUGUGGUUGUAUAGAGGGAAUGUGCGCUUGUUUGAGGUAUCCAUUUUUAUCUGCCUGCAGACCAUUUUCAGAAAGCAUGGGAAGCAUAAAAACUACAUUGACACAUUAUUUGCACUUGAACAUUUUUUAUACUUGGAUCCUCUCCUGCCUACAGAUUUCCUUCAGCUGGUGUG
Molecule: messenger RNA, 4624 nt
Organism: Neolamprologus brichardi
Lineage: Eukaryota; Metazoa; Chordata; Actinopteri; Cichliformes; Cichlidae
Gene: socs6a
Product: suppressor of cytokine signaling 6a
Biological process (GO): regulation of growth; phosphatidylinositol phosphate biosynthetic process; intracellular signal transduction
Cellular component (GO): phosphatidylinositol 3-kinase complex
Molecular function (GO): 1-phosphatidylinositol-3-kinase regulator activity
Source: RefSeq, a predicted model, not a curated record